Messenger RNA from Pieris macdunnoughi, 438 nucleotides. The record is from the annotation of a GenBank genome assembly. Lineage: Eukaryota; Metazoa; Arthropoda; Insecta; Lepidoptera; Pieridae.
AUGCCCUCUGCGUCCGGUCGGUUUCGCGGCGUCGCGCGACGCACUCGACACCACUCGCCACCACCGGUCGCCACUCGUCACCACUCAUCGCCACUCGUACACUUGAGCACUGAGAACUUACACGUUCGAGUCACACUUCACAUCGCGCAAAGUACGUUAGCGUCUGUUCCUGCGUUUGCGUGUCCGUCUGUCCUCGGUGGGUUCGGGCGUUGGGCACGCGUGGGUCCUUCGCGUGCGACGCCGGGUGUCACGCUAGUGUAUGGCGACGGGACUGUGCUGGCACACGGGCUGCAGCAUGUCCUCGUCGCGUCGGACGUUCUCCACUUCCAUGCGCUCGGCACCGCCCCACAGCCUGGCGCCUCCCACUACCGCACCACAUUGCAUACGUUACGCAUAGUACUGGAGUUAUACUUGUACUGGGUCACUUUUCAUACGUAG